UAAAGCUGUUCCUGUCUCUCUGGUGGUGUAGCUCAUUUCCUGUGCUCUACUGAUGCUGGUGUUUGGCACUUUCUGUUAAGAUUGUUGUCCUCACAGAAAUGGCUGAGGCAACUUAUAAACUUCUUAUUCUAUUAUGCAUCACACGAGGAACGUAUUGCCUUGUUGUACAUCAUAAUAAGUCUGUAACUGCUGUGGAGGGACAGAACAUCAGCCUGCCCUGCAUUGUGGGAGCGGAUCAUGAUGUCAACAUUAACCAGCUGGAAUGGAUUAAAAAACAAAAGGAAAGUGAUCAGAAGAUCGCUGUGUUCAAUCCUCAAUUCUCAACAUAUUAUUUUCAGCAAAAUUUUAAUCUGCAGUUAAUAAACAGCUCAAAAACAGGGAAGCUCCAGGGCUCCAUUUUAAACCUGCAUGAAGUAAAAGUGAAUGACAGUGGAAAUUAUAUUUGCGAAAUUACUUCUUUUCCGAAUGGCUCAUUUAGAAGAACUACACAGCUGCGAGUUACAGAGCUUCCAGUAUCAGUGAAGAUGUCAUACCCAUAUGGAUUUAUAAAAGAGGGGGAUGAAAUGAAGAUCACUUGUUCAGCUAGUCAUUCACCACUCCGUUAUAAACUGCACCGGUCAAAGGAAAAGUUUUUUUGGAUGGAAAGCUUGAAAGGAGAGUUUAUUUUACAAAACGUCACCAGAAAUAACAGUGAUCUGUAUGUCUGUUUCCCUGAAUGGGACUCAUUAGCCAAAGGUCAGCAAGGUUUCAACACCACCAUGGAACUGACUGUGAAUUUUCUUGACAGCAUUGAGUGUAACACAAGAAACCCUUUACAAGUCAGUGUUGGUGAAGAUGUGGUGAUAUCUUGUAAAGCAAAUGCUUCUCAGUCUUUGCAGUACAAGUGGAUGAAGGGUGACACAGUAGUGUCUUCCUCUGACACUUUGUCUCUGAGUUCUGUGACUUCGGAUCAUUCAGGAAUAUAUAAAUUGACAGCUUCCUUUCUGAACAAUCAACUCCAGGCAGACAUUGAUCUUUAUAUCCAAGUUCUAACAAAGACAAGUGAGGGAAUUACAAUGCAGACAACGCAUUCGGUAGUAAGAAGCAUCAGCACAGCAUAUCCAUUUCUCAGUCAAACCACCAAACAUCAGAGCAACUUUAUUUCAGUGGAGACCAGCUCAUGGAGCAGAGGCACUACUGUGACAACAACAGAAUCCGGUCACUUACAGACAAGCACAGCAACACCACAUGCUACUAUGUCAACUCUUGAGCUCAGCACCAGACAUAAAACUCCUUUCAUUGGCAACUCUUCUCCUCCCCCUGUUGGCAUUGCAUCCACAUUACACGCAAUCACAGCAAACUCUACACGCACCUCAUUUGAAGUAAAUCUGAGUACAUCUCCAGAUCCAACAACCAGAAGCAAAGUUUUUACAUCUGCUGUCCUGAAGAAAAACAUCACCGCCAACUCCACAGUGAGUGGCCCCAGUGUGACAACACCAAAAGCCUCAAAAAGCACUGCAUAUAUUGCUGUCCCGAUUGUGUUGCUUUUACUAGUGUUGAUUAUGCUUCUAUACAGAAGAUAUAUCACCCGGAAAAGAAUGGAUAUGCCACCCCCAUUCAAACCUCCUCCACCACCAGUGAAGUACACAUCAGUGAGGAACCAGGACAUCCGUAUGACUGAUUUGCAUGCACUUUAGCGCUACCCACAGACAGUGGGCAAAAAAUAUACUGACUGACAGUUUCUAACGUGGAACGAUUUUUCUUUGGACUUUGCACUUCUCUUCUCUUCAUGCAAAUAAAAGUCAAAUGUGACAUUUUUUAAAAAAAUUAUUAUGUAUUUUAUAUGAUUCUGCUAAACUAUGUGUUUGUGUCUUUCUGAAUCAGUUGUAGAUAAAAUCCUUCAA
Xyrauchen texanus (razorback sucker) is the source of this 1883-nucleotide messenger RNA. Its product is annotated as nectin-4. Gene Ontology annotation, biological process: cell-matrix adhesion; inflammatory response. NCBI's taxonomy places the organism in Eukaryota, Metazoa, Chordata, Actinopteri, Cypriniformes, Catostomidae. The transcript has 9 exons. Bases 99 to 1676 code for a protein of 525 amino acids. The record is from RefSeq and is a predicted model, not a curated record.